UCAGAAUACACAUUGUACGUGGUUCUCAUUGGGAUUAUUCUGUGGACGUAGCAGAUAAAUCGAGUGCAGAGAUUAGUAUGUGACUCUGUUGUUCAAACAGCAGUGGAAUCCGAUAAGGGGAGCAGUUUAUCAGUCUGAUCGUUGAUCUAUUUGAAAUGUGACGUUAGGUCGACUGCACAAUAUGUCAUACAUGUAGCACAAAGAGUGGUGAAACUAGUGACACACUGCAGUUGCUACACAGGGACUCAUUCCAGUCGUUCACAUGUCCUUAGAUGACCGAAAUUAAGGCCGCCCUUUUUUAAGGUCGACAAGGUAAAGGCUAGAGAUAGCCCAACAAUCCCAGACGGGUCGGAGCCGAGGAACCCCUAACUACGUGGUCUACUGGGAUUGAUCGACAUGUCUGAAAGGACAAACCGAACGCCGGUCAAAUGUACAGACAGUAUUAAAGUGACAAUUUGGUAAAAGACACUUUAAGACCAAGGAUGCGAAAGUCCAGUGCAGUAAAACCGACUAGAGGAAGAUCAUAACUCUGUCAUUCGAGCGCUGUUAUUUAAACACCCCGAACACGGAAGUUGUGUUGAUAAUACUAAGGUCAAUGCACGGCGGGCAAAUUUAACGCAACACUCCAUGCUAAAGUAGACAUUACAAGCGUUGGACUGACAUACUCUCAUAAUGUUAAUGGCUGAGAAGAAUCUUAACAAUAAGCAAAUAUUUCUCUACCAAGGAUUAUAACAAUUCCACUGACACUACUGAAUACAAAAAUAAGCAGAAAAGCCCUCUGACUUGCAAUUUGGCACCCUGUGUAAAAAGGGAAAAAGAGGGCGGAGGAGUUUCACUGCAUAGUGACCGCUGGAGACGUGAGGCUAUGUUCCGCAGGGUGGCCACUCGGUUCUCCCACGGGACCCACUGGGACCUGGGGAUGGUAAUUUAUCACGAGAAGAUGGUCUCUCAGUCCCUGCGUAAAAUGAUAGAAGCUAAGAGACAAGCGUCCACACACCUUGCUAAAUGGCUGAAGAGUGAGGCCAACUCUGGACUGAGAGAUUUGUUCAUGACGAUGUACGAAGUAGACACGCUGUGGACAGAGCUGCUUGAUAACUAUAUGGAACAGUACGAACAUUAUAGAAAACAGUUCAAAGAAAUUUUAACGGAAACCAAAGAAGUUGACGAAGCCAGGAAAAAUUACUUGGAGCUCAAAGGAAAAACAAACAAAUUGGAGAAACAGUUGGAUCAUUUGAUGAAGAAAGGAGAGGGUCGGAAACUUGAAAGCACGCAGUUAGAAUACAUAAAGGCUAAAUCACUGGUAGAGGAAAGUCAGCUGGACUUGGAGGCCAAAACGGAUGCUCUCAACAUAAAUAAGCACUGCAAGGCACGUGAGGCAGUCAGGGUGCUGGCCGAAGCUAACCGAGUCCUGCACGAGAAUGGUUUGCACGUGGCUAUGGCCCAGCAGCAGUUGGUAACCGUGCUGAUGCCGAGAAGUACACCUACGCGUCAGACUAAAGAGGGCUCCUUUAAAAGUAAAAUGGACAGUGCGCGAGUGGUCGGAAAUUUAUCGGACAAGAUCGAGUUACCCAGGCCAAGGAAAUACAGCGAGAUAGACGUCGGCUACACAUUCAAGACCCAUCAGUAUAUUCCGAGUAAAGAGCUGUUGAUGCAGGAGUUUUCCAGACCGGUUCAGAGGAAACACCUCAGCGGACGACCACCUCAACCUCUCCCUGUUAAAGAAAGAUCUAAUACCACGUGGCAGACCGAAUCCUCAGGUUCAGGUGAAUAUGCCAUACCAGGUGAACAAACGCCAGAGCCUCCCCCUAGACCCGAUAAACUUACAUUGAACCUGAAAAUAAAACCUGUCCAAGUGAUCCAGAGAAGACGUUCGAUUGCGGAGCCCCGCCCAGUUAGUCUGGAGAUGCCAUCACCGUCAGAUUUUGAGAACAAGACGGGAACGGGUCAGAGUUCAGGAUCAGGAGCAAGUUAUCUCUCUAUAAGUCAAAUAAAUGGUCGCAUAUCUGUAAGCCCAGCUCACAUUCCUUCGUCUAAAUCUGAACAUCCCUUGAGCCCAAAGGAGCAUCCUCUCUAUAGGUCGUGCAGUGAUCCUAAUAUUCUGGACAGUAUUG
Messenger RNA from Lingula anatina, 2111 nucleotides. RefSeq lists its product as uncharacterized. The record is from RefSeq and is a predicted model, not a curated record. Lineage: Eukaryota; Metazoa; Brachiopoda; Lingulata; Lingulida; Lingulidae.